GGCGGUCACGUGGGGCUCAGCGGGGGCGCGCGGGGGAAGCUGGGCCAAGAUGGCGACCCUGAGGAAGGUGGUGCCGCGGAGACUGGUGGGCUUGGCGUCUCUCCGGGCUUUGGGUUUACCCAGAUUAAAUCUGGUAAAUCAAAGUUAAUUUGAAGAGUUACAGUAUUAAGAAGAACAGAAGAAAAGAGGGAAAAGAAGCCUCAUAUUGUUUGGUGGUCAGCACCUCUUCUCUGGGUACUUUUCCAAAGCAAGUGAAAAUUGUGGAAGUUGGUGCCCGAGAUGGACUACAGAAUGAAAAGAAUAUUGUAUCUACUUCUACAAAAAUCAAGCUGAUAGACAUGCUUUCAGAAGCAGGACUCCCUGUUAUAGAAGCCACCAGCUUUGUGUCCCCCAAGUGGGUUCCCCAGAUGGCUGACUGUGCUGAAGUCUUGAAGGGCAUCCAGAAAUUUCCUGGCAUCAACUACCCAGUCCUGACCCCAAAUAUCAAAGGCUUCCAGGCAGCGGUUGCUGCUGGAGCGAAGGAGGUGACCAUCUUUGCAGCUGCCUCGGAGCUGUUCACCAAGAAAAACACCAAUUGCUCCAUUGAUGAGAGUUUACAGAGGUCCGACGACAUCUUCAGGGCAGCUCGGGCCGCCGGUAUCCCUGUGCGUGGGUAUGUCUCCUGUGUACUUGGAUGCCCCUAUGAAGGCAAGAUCUCCCCGGCUAAAGUAGUUGAGGUCACCAAGAAGAUAUACUCAAUGGGCUGCUAUGAGAUCUCCCUGGGGGACACCAUCGGUGUGGGAACCCCAGGGGUUAUGAAGGACAUGCUGUCUGCGGUCAUGCACGAGGUUCCUGUGUCUGCUCUGGCUGUCCACUGCCAUGACACCUAUGGCCAGGCCCUGGCCAACACCUUGAUGGCCUUGCAGAUGGGAGUGAGUGUGGUGGACUCUUCCGUGGCAGGACUUGGAGGCUGUCCCUAUGCACAGGGGGCAUCUGGAAACUUGGCCACUGAGGACCUUGUCUACAUGCUGUCUGGCUUGGGCAUUCACACAGGUGUGAACCUCCAGAAGCUCCUGGAAGCUGGAACCUUUAUCUGCCAAGCCCUGAACAGAAAAACCAGUUCCAAAGUGGCUCAGGCUACCUGUAAACUGUGAGUCCCUUUGGGGGACUCUGUGGGAAUAGGGGCACACAUGAAUGAUUCGGGAAAGGGCACAUGGGAAUGAAAUGAACAGGAGCAGGCACCUGCCUGGCAGGUCUGCACCUAGGUCUCUCCUGCAGAGGGGAGGUGGGAGGUAAGGGACAGGAGCUGCUUGGCCCCAGGCCCUCCCUGCCAGACCCUGGUUGGAGUCAGAAGCCUGAGCGCCUGCGGGUCUCCUUGGAUCCACCCGCCCAGGAGUUGAAAGCCUGGGGGCUCCCUGGAACCAAGUUCCCUGGUGCUGAGGCCUCAUCUCCGGGCGAAGUCGGUCAGCUAGCUACACAGCCUGACCCUGCUGUGGCCAUCGCUGAGUCCGGAGAGCAAAGGGGCCUGGAGGAGUUACUCCCAGGCUGGCAGAGGGCCUUUGCGGAAGGGCUUGAGGCCUGAGCUGCUCUGCUGACCACCUGCCAACCCUUCCAAGCGUCUUUGGAAAAUGUCCCCUCUGAACAUGAUGUUUGAACACAGCUUAUGUAAUUAAAGGUCUGAUGACACGGAA
This is a messenger RNA of Nyctereutes procyonoides (raccoon dog), 1670 nucleotides long. It is a transcript of the gene HMGCL, whose product is annotated as 3-hydroxy-3-methylglutaryl-CoA lyase. NCBI's taxonomy places the organism in Eukaryota, Metazoa, Chordata, Mammalia, Carnivora, Canidae. The record is from RefSeq and is a predicted model, not a curated record. Gene Ontology annotation, molecular function: hydroxymethylglutaryl-CoA lyase activity. The transcript has 10 exons. Gene Ontology annotation, biological process: L-leucine catabolic process; ketone body biosynthetic process. The coding region runs from base 339 to 1133 and encodes 264 amino acids.